UAGAGAGUGUGGAUUUCAUUACCCUUUAUUUUUAAUAAAAUAUUAAGAAAUAGGGACGGGCGGUGGGUUUCCAAAUGUAGUGGUCCUUUCCCUUUAGGAAAGAGUAGGCGUCUCUCGCCAAUACCACUACCGAGAGACUAAUAUCCCCUAAUCCUCUUCAUUAAUUAAAAAAAAAAAAAUUCAGCCAGGCAACCUCUACUUUGAAGCAAUGUCUAAAAAAACCAAAAAAGAAAGCUUCAACGUCUAUUGCGAUCUGUGUCAAGUCGGAAUCUGUAGUGGUGUUUGUAAGGGAGAAACUACUUGAUGCUGUUGCUUUCAAUACUACUCUACUCGGUCAAAGCUUCCCGACCGCAAUGAAAUCAUCAUACGGGCUUAUCACAUGGAAUUCAAGUACUGAUUGCUGCUCUUGGCUCGGUGUAACUUGCAGCACUAAUGGGUAUGUUGUCGGACUUGACCUCAGCAGCGAGUUUGUUUCAUGCAGAAUUGACAAUUCCAGCAGUCUCUUCCAACUUCAACAUCUUGAGAGCCUCAAUUUGGCCAAUAACGUCUUCAAUGGCUCUCAAAUUCCAUCUGCAAUCGGAGAGCUUACAAAUCUGAGGUAUCUAAAUGUAGCCCAUGGUUUCUAUUCCGGGCAAAUUCCCAUUGAGAUUUCACGCUUGGCAAGGUUGGUAAGUCUUGAUCUCUCUAGAAAUAGCUAUGAUGGGGUUUCGUUAAAACUUGAAAACCCAAAUUUAAGCAUGCUAAUUCAGAACCUCACAGAGCUUACAGAGUUAUAUCUUGAUUCAGUAGAGAUAUCAGGACAGGGGAGUGACUGGUGCGAAGCCAUAUCAUCUUCACUGCCAAAUCUGAGGGUGUUGAGCUUGUCUUUUUGUGGUCUUUCUGGCCCUAUAUGUGACUCCCUUGCAAAGCUUCAGUCUCCGUAUGAGAUUGACUUGGGAAAUAACUGGUUCUAUGCUCCGGUUCCAAGAUCCUUUGCCAAUUUUUCAAACUUGACUUCCUUGAGUCUCUCUGGUUGUAACUUGCUGGGAAUAUUUCCCAAAGAGGUCUUUCUUAUUCCUUCCCUACAAACCAUUGAUAUUUCUAGUAAUCCGGAACUUGGUGGUUCCUUUCCAGAGUUUCCAAAGAAUAGGACAAAACUUUCAACCAUAUCUCUUUCACAUUGCAAUUUCACUGGAUCCCUCCCCAUGUCAAUUGAGAACCUUACCCAAUUGGUUGACCUGGACGUGUCAUGGAACAGGUUCAAUAGUCCUAUCAGUCCUAUUCACUGGGAAGCCCUUGUUAAUCUGGAAAGCCUUGACUUCAGCAACAAUCUACUCUAUGGGAGUAUUCCAUCGUCUAUUGUUUCUCCUCCCUUGCUGGUUGCAUUAGCACUUUCUAAUAAUCAUUUCUCUGGUCAAGUCCCUGAAUUUUUCAAUACCUCUUCACAGUUACUUCGGAACCUUCUUUUGGGAAACAACAAUUUGGAAGGAGAAAUACCAACAUCUAUUUUUAAUCUUAAAGGGCUUAUGUAUCUUGAUCUUGCUUCAAACAACUUCAGUGGCUUCCCUUUCAGUGGCCCUCAGCAGCCUCGAACUCUUUCAUUUCUUGAUCUUUCCCACAAUAGCUUGUUGUUUGAUUAUAAUGGUACCAGUUCCCCCUUCCUUCAGAUUGAGAACUUGCUAUUGGCUUCUAACAAGUUGGUAGGACUCCCAGAUUUCUUAAAAAAUCAAUCCACACUUUCGAAAUUAGACCUUUCGGGAAACCAGAUUCAAGGCCAGAUACCUAAUUGGAUUUGGAGGCUCAAUUCUCUUGGACUCCUAAAUCUCUCUUAUAAUUCCAUUGUAAAUCUAGAACCUCUUCUUCCUAAUUCUACAUUUACUUUGUUUUCUCUUGACCUUAAUUUCAACAAGAUUCAGGGUAUCCACUCCUCAUAUGCCUUCCUUCAGAUUGGCCGCUUGGGUUUAGCUUCUAACAAGUUGAGAACAUUCCCAGACUUCUUGAGAAAUCAGUCCACAUUAAAUUACUUGGACCUUUCAAAUAACCAAAUUCAAGGCCAGAUACCCAAUUGGAUUUGGAGGCUCAAUUCUCUUCAAGAACUGAAUCUUCCUUGUAACUACUUGGAAACUCUUGAAGCUCCAUUACCUAAGGCUAAUUCUUCUACUGUUGUGACGUCACUUGACCUUCAUUCAAACCAGCUUCAGGGACAAAUCCCAUUGUUCCUACCAUUUGCCCAUUUUCUGGAUUACUCAAGAAAUAAUUUUAGCUCUAGUCUACCGGCUGACAUUGGCAGUUUUAUCUCUAAAACUAAUUUCCUCUCUCUGUCAAGAAAUAACUUGCAUGGAACCAUUCCAAGAUCAAUUUGCAAUACAACUGGUAUGGUUCUAGAUCUGUCCUAUAAUUCUUUGAGUGGUAUAAUUCCGCAAUGCUUGACUCAACUUCCGCUUUCAAUCCUUGAUUUAAGGACAAACAACCUCACUGGCUCUAUUCCUGAUAAUUUUCUUGAGCAUUGUAAGCUACAAACUCUUGAUCUCAGCAGAAAUAAUAUACAAGGCCAGUUUCCGAAAUCUCUUGUCAACUGCUCAAGUUUAGGGGUUUUAAAUCUUGGAAACAAUCAGAUAACAGAUACUUUUCCGUGCCUGUUGAUGACCAUAUCCACCUUGCGUGUCCUUGUUUUAAGAUCCAACAAUCUUUAUGGUAGCCUAGGAUGUCCCAAGACCAACAGCACGUGGCCUGUGCUGCAAAUCAUAGAUUUAGCACACAACCAUUUGAAUGGUGAAAUACCGGCAACGUCUUUCGCAACAUGGUAGAAAAUGAAGGCUAAUGAAGAUGAUGGUAAUCUGGUAUUUUCGUACACUCCCCUGUACACAACAGAGACUAUUGGGAUGGAUGUUUAUUACAGAGAUACAAUAACAACCAUCAUCAAAGGUUUGCAGUUGGAUCUGAUAAAGAUUCUAACUAUCUUCACCUUGAUUGAUUUCUCUUCCAACAAUUUUAGCGGUUCAAUACCUAAGGAAAUUGGAGAGCUGAAAGCAUUGUAUGCCCUCAACUUAUCUGGUAAUGCUUUCACAGGCGAAAUCCCAUCAUCCUUUGGUAACAUGAGCAGCAUAGAGUCCUUAGACCUCUCACAGAACCACUUGAGCGGCCAAAUUCCACCGCAGCUUUCAACUCUCACUUUCCUUUCGCACUUGAAUGUCUCAUAUAAUCAACUGACGGGUAGGAUCCCAACCAGCACUCAGUUUUCAACAUUUCCAAAUACCUCCUUCGAGGGUAACAAAGGAUUAUGGGGGCCUCCUCUGACAUGGGACACAACAAUCGUAUUGCCACCUCCAACGUUUAAUGGAAGCUCAAGUAAUCCAAAUUCUGGAGAUGAGAUUGAUUGGGAUAUCAUCAGUGUUGAAAUUGGAUUUACAUGUGGAUUUGGGAUUGCCAUCGGAUUGCUUUUGUUUUGCAAGAGAUGGAGGAAUUGGUAUUACAGAGCUAUGUUUAACAUCCUGUUCAAUACAUUCCCUCAGCUGGAACACAGAUUUGGCACAGAAGGCAUGCUUACAUAAAUCAAAGGUAUUGGAGACGUUGAAAUGGGUAGGAAGACCAAGCAUGCAGCUCAACUCCAUUUUGCCAGAGACUCCCCUGGCGUUUUUUCUCUGUAUUUUCAUCACAUGAUUACAAUGUAAUUGUUUUUUUUUUUUUCUUUUGUCAUAAUUUUUUUUUUUUGUCUGGUGUCGUAAUCUAUGUUGUAAUCGUUCUUACAAUGUAAUGACUUUACGUUUUUAACA
Molecule: messenger RNA, 3752 nt
Organism: Rosa chinensis
Lineage: Eukaryota; Viridiplantae; Streptophyta; Magnoliopsida; Rosales; Rosaceae
Product: receptor-like protein 6
Exons: 2
Coding region: 354-2786 (810 amino acids)
Molecular function (GO): protein binding
Source: RefSeq, a predicted model, not a curated record